Gadus macrocephalus (Pacific cod) is the source of this 8955-nucleotide messenger RNA. RefSeq lists its product as uncharacterized. The transcript is spliced from 34 exons. The record is from RefSeq and is a predicted model, not a curated record. NCBI's taxonomy places the organism in Eukaryota, Metazoa, Chordata, Actinopteri, Gadiformes, Gadidae. Bases 2241 to 7550 code for a protein of 1769 amino acids.
UGAACACACACAGACACACAUACACACCAACCGUGAUACAGAAACAAAUACAAAUACAAACACAAAAACACAAACACAAAGAAUCAAUUGAUACUCAACUUGUAUAAAAUGAUGCAGAUCAUAUCUAUCUGAUGGUAAUCAAUUGAUGCACAACUUGUUAUUGUAAAAAUGGAUGCAGAUUAUUUCUGCUCUCUGUCUGAUGAUCACUACUACUACUACCAAACAAAACCACAAAUCAAAAGGAAGACAGAAAGUUAUGAUGGAAAAUAGAUAGCAUUUAUGAAAAGUUUCCACAUCCUGUUCUGACAUUUAUCUGAGGGAAAGAGUUCAAGCUGUUCAUUUUAUAAAGCUAUAAAAAGAUAAAAACUUGUCAGGGUUCUCAGCUCUGCCCCAUAUCAUUCCAUGUCCGUGUCCCACUUUGCUUCGAGAGCUGAUUAAAUACUUUUUGAAAACAUUCAACUGAUUGGUCUGAGCUAGAUUCUUCUGUCCCGUGCAAUCCCUCAACCAACCGGCAGGGAAUUCUGUAUAUUUGGUAGAUUCUUGUGGUUGUCACAGACAGUAUAUUGUAUGCAUACAGUGUACAGUGUUUUUGACUUUGACACGUAAACUUCACAACAUGGGUGGUCAAAUCAUGGAGGAAUUGUACGUACAGUACAAUUCAUUAAUUGUGAAUACAUUAUGUGUGUGUAUCACUCAUGUAAGAUGCGCAGAACACAUUUAUUAAGUCUCUUGUUUUGACAUAUUUCACUCAAAUUUGUCCUGGUGCUAGAAUCAUCAGUCCAUUAUAUGAUUAGCAUUUUUUUUUGUGUCUCUGCUAAAUAUGGGACUUUAUUACUGACAUUUGAGGCAUGGAGAACGAGGAAAGAGUUAUUUAUUUAGGUGAAAGUUGAAAGCUAGUCUGCUUACAUAAACCCAGAGUAGGAGCAGGAGCAUAGUUCAUGGUUAACAUUAUGAAAUUUGUAUGUUAUUCCGUAGCCAGGCAAAGUCCAUCAAUUGAAUACAACAAUAGUGUCUGAUUAGAAAUGCUACAUACCGCAAACUGUACACUACACACACACACAUACGCGCGUUCACACACACACACACACACACACACACAUACGCGCGUUCACACACACACACACACACACACACACGCGCGCGCGCGCACACACACACACACACACACACACACACACACACACACACACACACACACACACACACACACACACACACACACACACACACACGCGCGCCCGCGCGCGAUUAGUUUGAUUUACUCUAUUUAACAUGACAUUAUACCACAGAUUAUUUGAAAUUAUUAGUACAUUUAUGCUAUUAUUUCAGCAAAUUACAAUUUAGAUAUUAUUCAAUAACAAAAUACUAUUGUUAGAUAUUAUAUCUAUCCAUCUACUGAUUACGUCAUACAAAUUAUAUUCAAUAAUAAUAAAUAAAAAAAUAAAUAAACAAAAAAAUAUCGAUAAAUAUAAUGCAAAUGUGUAAGACUCCAUAAUAGAUGUAUAUUCAUUUUCAAGGUCAACAUGUGAUAACAAUGUUAUCACUGAUGCUGAAAAUUAUACAAUCCGAAGACAAGUAUGUAUCUCUCUUAUGUAACCAAUAUCUUACAUUUUACGUAACCAAGUCAGAGAUACAGGCUACUCUAUAUACUAGAUAUACUUAAGUGAGGGCAACAGGUGCACAGCACAUCAGGUCACGUCGCUACAACGUAUGCCUAAAGCAGAGUCGCAUCAUCGAGAAUGUGAAGCCAAAUCAUUAAUCAGUUUCAUGGUGGGAUUGAGAAGAACAAAUACUGUAAUCUGACACGGGAAAUAGGAGCUUUCUGCAGGCUCCAUUUCUCUCUCCCUCUCUCUCUCUCUGGGCCACGCUCACCACUUUCACGUCAUUCUACCUCACAGGGUUUAUAAAUCUUUCAACAGGUGACCAAGUGAAAGUGACCAGAGUGCCAGAGAUCCUCACCCGCCCCUUACCUUCCUGCCUUGGUUGGAUCAGUCCAAGACAGCGCUCCAGCAGUGAGGGUGUUUAAGCAGGUUCAUGUAAAAUGACAGAUUAGAGAAGUAUGGGUCAGCCGUUGCUUUGCACAACAGAUUAUAAGGCCGCAUUGUGGAAUAAUAUAGAAAAAUGGGAGCAUUUUCCAUACAGCAUGGGUGAGUCAGGACAUUUAAAAUACUCCUUAAAGAUAUUAAAUAGAGCCCAGCCUAAUCCUAAGAAGCUCUGCUUGUCUUUUCCUGCAGCGGUUCAUGAGCUAUUGUUGCCUGAAUAGAGCAACAAUGCUGAAGCCAAAAGGAACUAAGGGGUUCUGGUGUCUUUGGGUCGGUGUUCUGGUCCAAGGAAGCAACCUCGGAGGAAACAGCGACCACCAACCGAGGCCUCUCUGCCAUGCAGGUUCAUACUGUCCUGUGGGGACGUCACGCGCCACUCUCUGUCCCGAGGGAAGCUACGGCCCCAGUGAUGGUGCUGUCUCAAGCGAGGGCUGUCUGAGUUGUCCCUCGGACCACUACUGCCCUAGAGCAGGCCUAGAUGCCCCACUGCCCUGUGGCGCAGAUGCUCACCAGCCCCUCCCAGGGCAGAGAGUCUGUAUCUGCCUGGGCGGAGGACAGAGCUUCCAGACCAGCAUUGGCCAGUGUCGCUGUGCUCUGGGUUAUCAAUCCACCAACCAGAGGAAUGUGUGUGUGGAGACUCUGUAUGACGUUUGCAGUGACAGAAAAACCCGGACUCAGUAUGGAAACUGUCUGGGCAAAAGUCAAUGGGCGCUACAUUGUAGCCAACAGGUGUGUCUCUCUGCGGAGGACUACCAGGGCUACGACGGGGAGUUGGGCGUGUGCACGUGCAGAGAAGCUCCGGGAAGGACCUCCUGUGGAAGCCUAUGUAGGCGCGGCCCCAGCACUAAGCUAAAGCUUCAGUGCAGCGCCAAUGGAGAUCUAGAGUUAGCCUGGCGCUAUGAUACACAUCAGGCCUCCGCCCUCUCCGGCAGUCUGCUAGAGAGUGUUUUUAAACGCUGGGACUCCCAGGGGGCUCUGCUUUGUCAGAGACUCGACGCGACGCACUCGGUACAUGCUGUGGAGACGACGGUGGCAGGCUUUCUUGGCCUACUCAGCGGCAUCCCAAAGGAGCUCCAUGCAUUGUUCCCCACUGGCAGACAGGACGAGCGUACAGGACUGGAAGUGCUAGAAACAGAUAAUUACUCGUUUUCAAAUGGGGAUUCUGAGGCUACAACCCAUGGGCAUCAAGAUAAAAACACCAGCGAUGAGGGCGGAGCCUCAAGUAAUGUUGGCUGGGGCAGUUUAAAUGACGUGCCUGCUGUCAGUGGGGUCAUGAACCCCACAGCGUGUCUCCAGCUGGGGGACGUCUUGCUCUUCACUGUCACCACACACUACUACCCCCAGUAUGACAUUGCCAAUCUCUUCAACACAAACCGUGAUUUCGACUGGGGUGUAUUUACCCUGCUGGCGGACGAGCUGGCCCUGUCCUCGCCUCCUCCCACCCUGUUUCCCCUGGUAUUCAGCAUGCCUGGAACAUAUGUCCUGAAGCUUAGCAGCAAUCAGUACAAACAGAUGUAUGUGCGGGUGAUGCCAGCCGGGGGCCAGUGUUACGAGCCAGAGCCUUUUUUAGCGUCCUCACCCGGUCACCUGACCAGGGUCGGCAUCAGGAGGAAACACGCCCUGCUACUGCGACCUGAUUGGGCGGUCACAGGCGGACUGCUUUCCGGCGCUGUGCUGCUCAUGUGUUUGUGUGUGACAAUGCUAGUCCUGUUUCGUGAAUACGGUUGGCCAGAGAAGAAGCCAAUCAAUGCGAUGUACCGUGUGACAUCGCUGGCCUACUGCAUGGCGGAUUACUCUUCAAAGGGUUCAAGGUUGACAUCAUUCAAAAGGACCCAUAGAAACCAGCAAGCCAGAGAGACACAAGAUACCAUAGGGUCAGUGGGGUGUGCGGAGCCGACCGAUGAGUUCUGGGAUUAUGAGAAGCAGGUGGACCUGGAAGCCUUCAGCACCAACACCUUUUAUAACCUCCUGCUGAAGCAGAGCCUGUCCGUCACGUCCCACCUGGGACAGCUCACCACCGAGGUGAAGGAGCUGUACCAGGGGGUGCUGGAGAAACUGAGCUUGCUCCGCCCACACUUGCCCGUAGAGGAGAGGGGAGCAGAAGGCUAUGACAGGCUCAGGAGGGAGGUGGAGAGAGAGGCUGGACGCCGGCAGUCCAAGGCCACGCAGCUCAGGGUACUGCUUGACUUUCAACUGCAGGUGCUCCAACAAGAGGGUCAGAUCCAGAAGAGGGUCCACAAUGUGUUCACAGCCCGCCUGAAGGAGUGCACCAGGCUCCUGGCCAGGACCUGUGACCCUCCCCAGCUCCUUGGGGAAGAAGCCCUUCCAAGUGUGGUGCAGAGAGUGUUGUCGCUGGUGGAGGAGAUGGAGGAGCUGGUGUCUGCAGAGUCCAAGCGGCUGGGGGCCUGGGGAAUGCUGGGAGAUGGUACAGGGGCUAGGCUACUGUGCCCAGACACCGGGACGGUGCUCACGAAGGAGCACAUUAUUGGUCGUGCGGGGGAGUCACUGAGAGAGGGAGCGGUGCAUACUGAUGCAGUGACUGGUCUAAUGAGGCCUGCUCCUAACUGCCAUAUGCUGCUAGGGGGCGGACACAUCAUGCCAGUGCCCCCCGACUACUUCCUUCACCCCCACACGGGCAGGGUCAUGCCCAUACAUGGCAAUGUGGCCUAUGACCCUGCCUGUUCUGCUCUUGUAUGCACUACCGACCUGUGCAGAGUAAAACCAGACGACAACAGGAAGUGUGAGGUCCCGCUCCUGCCCUUCGUUCCCUACCCAACCUUGCGCCACUCCAACCAGCCCAUGCCGUGCUCCAAGCUCAGAGGCCUGAGGCCAGGCCAGAGACUGCAGCUCGGGGCCCCCAUGGCAGACCCGGUCACUGGGGUCCCAGUGCCCAUCCUUGGGGUCACCAUCCACCCCCAGAGUGGGCUAGUGUACCCACUGGGAGGGCUGUAUGCCUGCCCUCUCACUGGGCUCCGGCAGCACAUACAGAUGGGUUCACCCUUCUUGGACCCGCGUACAGGCAGCAUGAUGCUGACCACCGGAGUCAGCCUGGACCCAAUGACAGGAAUAGUUGUGCCAGUGGGCGGGGUUGUCCUGGCUGAUUCAUUCAUGGAGCCUAUGAGUGGACGGCUGGCGAGAGUGGGUGGGGCCAGUUUAAGGGCGGGCCAGAUGGUGCCUCACGCAGGAGGAUUUCAGGCAUUCCUUGACAGCAAGGUGCUGUCAUCCCGGGCCACAGUGCUGAAUCUCUUGAAGGGUCUGACAGAGGGCUGGACGUCGGGCAGUGAGAGGGGGCAUGCUGGCAGCCAUGUUGACCAUGUGAAGGCCGCUGCCAGGGAUCUGGAGAUGGCCUGGGGGAGGAGCCUUCACUGCCUGCUGCAGCUGCAGACACGCCUCCAGAUCCUGAUUGACUGGAGCUCUGGCCUACAGAGGGACGGGGGCACUCUGGGCCUCAUGCAGCUCCCAGGAUGUGACAUGUGUGUGACAGCUCUGCUGGGGCUGGAGUACCCCGACCCCAUGGGGUCUGGCCUGAGCGUGCCGGUCCUGGGCUCUCAGGUCGACCCCCUCACUGGGUCCACAGUGCCUCUGGCGGGGACCAUGGAAGACCCCAAUGGAAAAGGACUGGUACCCAUCCGGAUCGGGGCUCUGACCGUGGACCCGGUCACUGGGGUAUUGGCGCCAGUCGUCGGCGCCAGGUUGGACAUGUCAAGAAAGAACAUUGUUCCAGUAACAGUGUCCAACUGGACGGCCACCUAUGAUCACACAGAUACCGUCCAGAUGGAGGCUCUGCAGAAGGAGGUGUUUUUGAGAAGUCAGUACUGGCAGCAGCAGGGCCAGAGGGAGGAGAAGAUCCUCUCUGAUCUGGACAUGGCUCUGCUCCACUUCUUUGGAGAAGCCAUGCAAGCUGGCUCCGCUCAGACCAACUGGACAGAGUCGGGUCGGUGUCUGCGGGAGGUGGGGGUGGAACUCCAGGAUGACGCCCAGUGUGAGGCUCAGAGGAGGGUGGUGCAAGUCGCAUUCCUGUCCCUCCUGCUGCCAACCCCUGUCCUACACAUCCUCACACAGGGGGACGAAGAGGAAUGGGAGCUGCAGUGUGUCUGGCACUCCCAGCUCAUGUCGUGCCUGGACAGCAUUGAGGUCACGAUGGAGCAAUUGCACUGUGGUCAGGAGAAGCAUUUCCCGAAACAGGUUGUGGACUGGGAUCUGAGACAGAAGGAGCUCUCACAGCAGUUCUGCUCCAGACAGGCCGAGGUGGAGACAGUUUUGAGCAGCCUUCAGUCCACGCGUCAUCUCUCCCUGCUCCGCUCAGACACUGCACAAGCUGUGUUGGGUCGUAAAUUCUGGUACAAGGACUAUGGGCUGCCCCACCACGACGGACUCAGAUCGGAUGUGAGGGUGGUUGGCUUGGCUCAACAGAAGGCUCUGCCCAUCCUGGAGAGGCUCAGACAGCUGCUGGAAGACAAACAGCCCAUGAGCCUCUCCCCAAGCACCUACUGGCAACACAUUGGCGGUCUUUCAACCAAACAGGCGUACGGGUUAGAGAUGUCUAGAGCGUGGACAGCCUCUGUGCCCGUGGUGAAAGGAAUCUCUUCCCAGUCUUUGAGGGAGCAAAUCAAAUCACAGUCCCAAGAUUCGGCACUGCCCGCCAGUCCACAGACCAACCCCCACACCGCAUCAUCUGGAAACCCUUGCCAAGAGAACCAACCGAUGAAAGCAUGUGGCCCGCCCACUCAUGUGUGUGUUCCUACAAUUGCAGAGGAGGAGUGGGAUAAGCUGCUCCAGCGAUCUCCUCUCUUCCAGCUGCUGAGGAAGGUGGAGCUCGGUUUGAAAGAGCAGGCUCUGGAUGCAGGCUUUCUAAAGGGAGAGUUGCGCAUAGAUGAAAGCAGCAGAUUUGUUGAUGUGCUGGAUGCUCAGUGGGCUUGUGAAGGAGAGCUCAUCCCUCUGGACGUGCAGACUCUGAACCCCAGAGAGUUCCUGGCCUACCAGCACGGACUGUUCCUGCUGAAGUUGCUGCACACUCUCAAACUGGCCCCAGCAAUUUCCCUUCAAGUUGCGGCUAGUCUCCCACACAACAACUAUGCGGAGAAUGCCUUCAGAAAUUCGUUUUUUUAUCAGGAUGCAGAGGAUAGGCUCUUUGUGCGACGGCAGAGGCUCCAGUGUGUCGGAGGAUUCUCUCUGCUCCUGCUCCACUGUCUGUCUCACAUUUCCGUUGGAGACAUGAGCUCUGACUCCAGCCCGGCCUUCCAGAGGCUUUUCUUCAAGUCGCUCCAGGUCUGUCUCGGGGAGCUGUUUCAGGCCAGAUUAGGCAAGCUCUCCUCUGGACAGGACGCCGUCUCCUUGGCAUGGUCACCAUGCCAAGGAGAUUUUCCCACCACUUUCCUAAUAGACAGUCAUCAAACACCCAGCAGAGGAGUGCCCUCUCAACACGAGGAAACCGCGCCCCAGAAGAAUCGUUGUGAAGAAGAAUCUCUGUUCAACCGCAUUCAGGAACUGUUACGGGAAAAGCAUUAAACAAUGUGUUUUAUUUUGGUUUUGGAAAUGGUACGCGGCGUACACCCUAUUUCAGAAAAGGGCCAUUCCAUGGCGUGUGUGGACGGAAAAAAAAUAGUGGUGGCGCAAUCAUGAAGGGCGGCAGCAUGAGCCGGCGUGCUACACACAACAAACUAUUGUGUUAAAUGUUCUUUGGCUUACUAUAAGUAUCAAGCAAGAAGUUUGAAUGUUUUUGGACACACAAAGAUGUCACUGAAAUCCACCUUAUGGCCGUGAUUGAUGAUGACACGCUCCCACAAAGUUAUAUUUAUCCAAAAAGUGCAAUAUGUGUUGUAUAUAAUUGCAAUAAUAAUGAAAUAAACCUGUUUAUUUAAAAAACAAAACGAGGAGGAACAGAGGGAGGAGGAACACAGAGAGGAGGAAUAGAGAGGAGACACAGAGAGAGGAGAUACAGAGAGGAGACACAGAAAGAGGAGGAACAGAGGGAGGAGGCACAGAGAUGAGACACAGAGAGAGGAGGAACAGAGGGAGGAGACACAGAGAGGAGACACCGAGAGAGGAGGAACAGAGGGAGGAGACACAGAGAGGAGACACAGAGAGAGGAGGAACAGAGGGAGGAGACACAGAGAGGAGACACCGAGAGAGGAGGAACAGAGGGAGGAGACACAGAGAGGAGACACAGAGAGAGGAGGAACAGAGAGAGAGGAGGAACAGAGGGAGGAGACACAGAGGAGACAGAGAGAGAGGAGGAACAGAGAGAGGAACAGAGAGGAGGAACAGAGAGGAGGAACAGAGAGGAGGAACAGAGAGGAGGAACAGAGGGAGGAGACACAGAGGAGACAGAGAGAGAGGAGGAACAGAGAGAGGAACAGAGAGGAGGAACAGAGAGGAGGAACAGAGAGAGGAACAGAGAGGAGGCACAGAGAUAUGAGGAACAGAGGGAGGAGACACAGAGAGGAGAGACAGAGUUCUUAAUUACUUACUCUAUCGGGCUCAUGCACUUGUAAAUCGGUCAAUGAAUUCGGAAAUAUUUAGCAGGAUGCAGUACGCUGUACGCUCUGUUUAUAGACUAAUUGUUGAUUUUUAGUGCAAUGCGUGGAAACUUUGCAACCAACUAGGGUGCGGCCGACCAGCAGGCAACACUGCUGGUAACUUUUGUUCUCACUCUAGAGCCCUUUAGAGCUAUAUAAUUACAGGCCCUACUCUUUAUGUUAUUCGUUUAGGGGCUUCUAAUUGUUGAUUGCCACAAAAUGUCAAAUGUGAGUAAGAUUUAUAAAGUGUAAGCACUCUUAAACAAUUUUAGUUUAUGAGGAAAAUAAAACUUAACUUUCAUGACCUCUGUCUUUUAACUGAUUUAAUUGAAGAGACUUGGGCAGAUCAUCAACAUUCCUUAUGACUUGAAUUGUGUCUUGCUUGACCUGAGCAA